CCUCCUUCCCUUCUUUGCAAAACCAUCAGCAUAAAACCCCCACCCCCAAGCCUUUGCAAGCCCCUCACACCAGAAGCCGUGGCUUCUGAAAACUCUCCAAAACUUUCCUCUCUCUCCAAUUUUCUUCUACUGCUUCCAGAAAGAAAGAAGUUUUUUAGCGCGUUGAGAUGUGUGGAGGAGCGAUCAUCUCCGACUUCAUACCCUCUGGGAGGUCCCAGAGGGUGACCGCCGAUCGUCCCUGGCCGGAUCUCAAGAAGGCCGGCGCGAAGAAAAAGAGCAGGGGCAAGCGCCAGCCCGUGGUGCGCAUCGACGACGACUUCGAGGCCGACUUCCAGGAGUUCAACGAUGAGUCGUCGGACUCCGAGGUGGACGCCGAGGCGGAGCUCGUCGACGUCAAGCCCUUUGCCUUCCCACCCAGAACCCCAUUCUCCCGAGAUGGAUCAACCAUUCUGAAGCCUGUAGAGUAUGAUGGAACCCUGUCUAAGUCAGGUAAAAGAAAGAGAAAGAAUCAGUAUAGGGGAAUCCGUCAACGUCCUUGGGGUAAGUGGGCAGCUGAAAUUAGAGAUCCUCGUAAGGGAGUUCGUGUUUGGCUUGGAACAUUUAACACUGCUGAAGAAGCUGCAAGGGCCUACGAUGCAGAAGCACGCAAGAUCCGUGGCAAGAAAGCGAAGGUGAACUUCCCUGAUGAGGUAUGCGCAAGUGCUCAAAAGUGCAUCCAGAAAGCAACUGCCCCAAGAGCACCCAAACCAGACCAACCCGAGAAUUUUAAGUUUAGCCAGUCAUUCGGUUACUUGGGUGAACCAGAUCAAGAUUUCUACUCUGUCUUUGACCUCAUCGAGGAGAAGCAGCCCAUUAAGCAAGCUGAGAACCUGAGUGCCUUCCCUGCAAUAAAACCUGUUGUUCCUACUGAGGGACCUGGGAUGAAUUUAUACUCUGAUCAGGGAAGUAACUCUUUUGGUGGUUCAGACUUUGGAUGGGAACGUGAGGCUAAGACUCCUGAGAUCACAUCAGUUCCUGUUCACAUACCCACCAUCAUUGAAGGUGAGCAAUCUGCAUUCCUGGAAGAUGGCAGCCCACCACAGAAGAAACUCAAGAACUAUGCUAGCGAGGUGGUGCCACCUGCAGAGGAGAAUACUGCGGCAAAACUAUCUGAAGAUUUGUCUGUUUUUGAACCAUACAUGAAGUUUCUUCAGAUGCCUCAUCUUGAGGGGAGCUCGGAUGAGUCGAUCAACAGCUUUCUCAGCAGCGACGUAACUCAGGAUGUGAGUGAUGUCGACCUCUGGAGCUUCGAUGACCUGCUGCUGCCUGUGGAAAACAGCAUUUACUGAGGGAUCUCGGAUUCUGGCAACUGGUGUUUUGUAAAUGAAGAUAAAAGUGAGUCAUCUUGAUGGAGGAUAUGGUGAAGCGGACAUUGUCAGUUGUGCUUGGUUUGUGCUAUCAUCUAUAGGUACUUAAUUGUUGGUUUUAGUUCUGUUAUCAUGUGAACCGUUCCUGUUGGAGUACUGGACUUGGGUCUUUUAUUAUGUUGAUGAUAUGAUGGAUAAUGUUGAAACCUGUAAACUUUCUGCUUUGAUUGUAUGUUUGUCCGAUGUUGCUAAGGAAGAUGCUUGUGGACAUGUUGGUACUUGAGAUUGCACCUUUA
Messenger RNA from Elaeis guineensis (African oil palm), 1642 nucleotides. Its product is annotated as ethylene-responsive transcription factor 1. The record is from RefSeq and is a predicted model, not a curated record. NCBI's taxonomy places the organism in Eukaryota, Viridiplantae, Streptophyta, Magnoliopsida, Arecales, Arecaceae. Gene Ontology annotation, biological process: ethylene-activated signaling pathway; regulation of DNA-templated transcription. Gene Ontology annotation, molecular function: DNA-binding transcription factor activity; DNA binding.